AUGCCGCCCUCCGCAGCAAUGAGUCUGCGCGAUUCAUUCGGGGACCGAAAAAUCCCGAAUAUCUCGCGAAAGAUCACGGCUUGUGUUCUGUGUCGCAAGCUCAAGAUGCUCUUAGAAAAUAAUGUUUCGUAUGUUGUCUUCAUGUUCUCAUUAUGGCUGAAGAUUUUAAUGAAGAUGACUAGUUGGAGAGAGAAAAUGGAAGGCCGCAUGAGCAGACUUGAGCAGUUUAUCAUCCAUAGCACAAACCAAACUCCCAGAGUCUCUGCUGGGAAUGCUGCUCCCGGGCAGCAACCAAUAAGCAUCGACAAUCUCGAUACAGAGAGAGUCGAUGUGCAAUCUAAUCCGCAGAACAACAAUUCAUCUGGAACGAUUACAUUAAAACUAUCAUGCAGUCUUGGGGCAUUCCUGGCAUCAUCAAUGGUCAGCUUAACUCUAAGGGACAGGAAAACGCCUCCGAGUCAAACUCCGGACCCAAUAUCCCGUGGAAUCAUAUCACAAGAAACAGCAGAGUGUAUGUUCGCAUACUAUAGAAGAAAACUUGAUCCCUAUCUACACCAUAUCCUCGACGAGAACGACACCUUGAGCACGAUCCGCACUCGCUCCUCUCUCCUAGCAACAGCAAUGACCACUGUGGCCGCCUUUUGCGCUGGCUCCAAGAACUAUAACGCUCUUCUCGAAUUCUUCAAAACCCAAGUCUCCUCCAAAAUGGUCUCGAAUAACCAUUCAUUCGACGAUGUCCACACUCUGUGCAUUGGAGCAUUAUGGCUCAAUGAAGUAUCAGCCGUACUCAACAGUUGA
This is a messenger RNA of Penicillium antarcticum, 798 nucleotides long. RefSeq lists its product as uncharacterized. Gene Ontology annotation, biological process: regulation of DNA-templated transcription. Lineage: Eukaryota; Fungi; Ascomycota; Eurotiomycetes; Eurotiales; Aspergillaceae. Bases 1 to 798 code for a protein of 265 amino acids. The record is from RefSeq and is a predicted model, not a curated record. The transcript has 2 exons. Gene Ontology annotation, cellular component: nucleus. Gene Ontology annotation, molecular function: DNA-binding transcription factor activity, RNA polymerase II-specific; transcription cis-regulatory region binding.